Micromonas commoda is the source of this 1041-nucleotide messenger RNA. RefSeq lists its product with no specific name. Gene Ontology annotation, cellular component: Rvs161p-Rvs167p complex; mating projection tip; medial cortex. The coding region runs from base 1 to 1041 and encodes 346 amino acids. Lineage: Eukaryota; Viridiplantae; Chlorophyta; Mamiellophyceae; Mamiellales; Mamiellaceae. The transcript has a single exon. Gene Ontology annotation, biological process: plasma membrane tubulation; endocytosis; actin cortical patch localization. The record is from RefSeq and is a predicted model, not a curated record. Gene Ontology annotation, molecular function: lipid binding; protein binding.
AUGGCGAAGACGAUGGCGCAGCUGUCUGCGGCGACAAACAGGAUGGUCCACAGGGUCCAGGCGUACCGCGCGAAGGCUGCGGCUCGCAAGCAGGGCGGUAAGUUGCUCCUCCAGCAGCUCCAAGACGAGUCCGGGGCGAAGGAUCCCAGCCUGGUGCCUGGCAUCAUGAUCACGCCGCCGCCCGACCCCAGGUACUCCACGCCCACCCUGUCGCAGACGCUCAAGUAUAAGAUCUUCGGCGCUCCCGGGCCCAUCGACCCCGCCACGGGCAGGGUCGAGAUCCCGGAUCCGGUAGCCGCGAAGGCAUCGAUGUGGUACAAGGUGAAGGGAUCACGCAGGAGGACGUCGCAGCAGAUGGCGGUGAAGCUCGGCAAAGCGCAGAAACACCACGACGAGGACUUUGAGCUCCUCUGGGCCGGGGUGCAGCGACAGGAGCUCCUGCUCAACAAGAUCAAGACGGACGGUAAAAGGCUCGCGGCGGCGAUCCAGGAGCAGGCGGACGCGGCGAAGUCCAUGGCCUCGCACAUCGCCUCCCUGGCGGAGACGUCGAUUGAGCUCGGCGAGGGUCCGGAGGCGGAUGCGAGGCGGGCGGUGGUGGAGCGCGCCAGGCAGCUGAUGGAGGUCAUGGACGUCAUGGACCAGGACGUGCGCCCGGCGUGCCUCGAACAGCUCGGCAACAGCGUUAACAAGCCCGUCGGACAGCUGUGCGAGGAGUUCCCCGCCUACCAACAGUGCGUGGAUAAGAGGACGCACUACAUGCUGGACAUGGAUGCGUACGAGCGCAAGCUGCAGAAGGCGCGGCAGUUCGCUAAGGACCCGGCCAAGGUGCCGCACAGGGAGGAACAGUUUACCAAGGCGCAACGCAGGUACACUUACUUCAGCGACAAACUCGUGGAGGACCUCACGCUGCUGGACGCGAACAGGUACGAGCUCGCGGGGUUCCUCAUCGAGGGGUUUGUGGAGAUGCAGGAGUUCCAGUCGCAGCGCCAAAAGGAUGUGCUCGCGGGGCUGGCGCAGGGGAAGCUGCCCCCCAAACAGUGA